CGGCCUGCGCAUGCGUGCGGGGCCUACGACAACAAAACCGCCUCCCCCGCGCCAUCGCCCUCCACUGUUAUUCAGGAUCUCCGCCCCUCCUUCCUACAGCGCUCAAGGGACCAUGGCCGAUCCUCGCGUGAGGCAGAUCAAGAUCAAGACCGGCGUAGUGAAGCGAUUGGUCAAAGAAAAAGUGAUGUAUGAAAAAGAAGCAAAACAACAAGAAGAAAAGAUUGAAAAAAUGAAAGCUGAAGAUGGUGAAAAUUAUGCCCUUAAAAAGCAGGCAGAGAUCCUUCAAGAGUCGCGGAUGAUGAUCCCAGAUUGCCAACGCAGGUUAGAAGCUGCAUAUACCGAUCUUCAGCAGAUUUUAGAAACUGAAAAAGACUUGGAAGAAGCUGAGGAAUAUAAAGAAGCACGUUUAGUACUGGAUUCAGUAAAGUUAGAAGCCUGAAACUUUUCUGUACAGGGUCCAUUCUAUAAUUCAUUAUUUUGACCACUGCUGUGUUCAAGAAGUAUGAGAAUGUGAUUCUUUUAUUAAGUUGCAUACAUUUUUAUUUGCAUAUUUUAAUGUGUCAAAUAAAUGAGUCCACCUUAUAAAAUUGUUUUAUUUCGUACUUUCCAAAAUUAACUUUUUGUCAUUAAAUCAAAAAUUCUUGAUAGAUAAUUAAAAUUUGUGAGUUUCCAUCUGAAGUUUAUAUAUUUGGCUUCAUAAGCAUAGAUUGAGUUAUAAAUAGGAUACUGUGAUUUUAGAUAAAAAUCCAAAUUUUAAGCAAUUUUGAAUAGACCACAAUUCCCUAAUAAGAAAAUAAGAAUUAUCUGUGGAUAGGGCCUCGUAUACUUAUUCCUUCACCAUGAAAGUGUAACAUUUCCAUUACUCUAAACUAAUUUGAGAAAAUUUAAAAAUUUUUAUAUCUUUAUGAAUAAUGAGGAAUUAUAUUUUAAAAGAAUAUAAUAACUGAUGUGCUGGAAAGUGCUUAAAUACUCUUCAAAAGGGAGGGGAACCUCUGAUUUGUGACUUUUGCUGAUUUCUGCAUUGUCAAUACUACUACUGUGAUUGAUUUCAAGAUACUGACAUGACCUCUCUGAACAGAGGUGGCAGGAUACAAGCCAACUGCAACAUUUGCUGGCUUUAGCCAAACCUUGAUUAUCUUGAUUGACUGGAAAAGAAAUAUCAUUUUGUCACAAAAUAUUUUCCCAUUACAUUUGUAAACCCAUUACUUAAUCAUUUGGGUU
Messenger RNA from Urocitellus parryii (Arctic ground squirrel), 1221 nucleotides. It is a transcript of the gene Tbca, whose product is annotated as tubulin folding cofactor A. Gene Ontology annotation, cellular component: cytosol; microtubule cytoskeleton. NCBI's taxonomy places the organism in Eukaryota, Metazoa, Chordata, Mammalia, Rodentia, Sciuridae. The record is from RefSeq and is a predicted model, not a curated record. Gene Ontology annotation, molecular function: beta-tubulin binding. Gene Ontology annotation, biological process: tubulin complex assembly; post-chaperonin tubulin folding pathway.